AUGCCGGCGGCGGCGGGGGACGGGCUGCUGGGCGAGCCGGCGGCGCCCGGGGGCGGCGGCGGCGGCGCCGAGGACGCGGCCAGGCCGGCGGCGGCCUGCGAGGGAAGUUUCCUGCCCGCCUGGGUGAGCGGCGUGCCCCGCGAGCGGCUCCGCGACUUCCAGCACCACAAGCGCGUGGGCAACUACCUCAUCGGCAGCAGGAAGCUGGGCGAGGGCUCCUUCGCCAAGGUGCGCGAGGGGCUGCACGUGCUGACCGGAGAGAAGGUGGCCAUAAAGGUCAUUGACAAGAAGAGAGCCAAAAAGGACACUUAUGUCACCAAAAACCUUCGGCGAGAGGGGCAGAUUCAGCAGAUGAUCCGCCACCCCAACAUCACCCAGCUCCUCGAUAUCUUGGAGACGGAAAAUAGCUACUACCUGGUCAUGGAGCUGUGUCCUGGGGGCAACCUGAUGCACAAGAUCUAUGAGAAGAAGCGGCUGGAGGAGUCAGAGGCCCGCAGAUACAUCCGGCAGCUCAUCUCUGCAGUGGAGCACCUGCACCGGGCCGGGGUGGUCCACAGGGACUUGAAGAUAGAAAAUUUGCUACUGGAUGAAGACAAUAAUAUCAAGCUGAUUGAUUUUGGUUUGAGCAACUGUGCAGGGAUCCUGGGCCACUCGGACCCAUUCAGCACACAGUGUGGUAGUCCUGCUUACGCUGCGCCCGAACUUCUUGCCAGGAAGAAAUAUGGCCCCAAGAUCGACGUCUGGUCCAUAGGCGUGAACAUGUAUGCCAUGUUGACUGGGACCCUGCCUUUCACGGUGGAGCCUUUUAGCCUGAGGGCUUUGUACCAGAAGAUGGUGGACAAGGAAAUGAACCCCCUCCCCACCCAGCUCUCCACAGGCGCCAUCAACUUCCUGCGCUCUCUCCUCGAACCGGACCCUGUGAAGAGGCCCAAUAUUCAGCAAGCACUGGCGAAUCGCUGGCUUAAUGAGAAUUAUACGGGCAAAGUGCCGUGUAAUGUCACCUAUCCCAACAGGAUUUCCCUGGAGGACCUGAGCCCAAGUGUGGUGCUUCACAUGACAGAGAAGCUGGGCUACAAGAACAGCGACGUGAUCAACACUGUGCUCUCCAACCGCGCCUGCCACAUCCUCGCCAUCUACUUCCUCUUAAACAAGAAACUCGAGCGCUAUUUGUCCGGGAAAUCUGACAUCCAGGACCGCAUUUGCUACAAGACCCAGCUGUACCAGAUAGAGAAGUGCAGGCCCGGCAAGGAGCCCUAUGAGGCCUCCCUGGACACCUGGACAAGAGACCUUGAAUUCCAUGCUGUGCAGGAUGAAAAACCCAAAGAACAAGAAAAGCGAGGGGAUUUUCUUCAUCGGCCAUUUUCCAAGAAGCCGGACCGGAACCUGCCGUCGCACAAGCAGCCCUCAGCCUCGCUCUCCACGCACAUCCAGAACACCAAAGCCCUGCUGAAGGACCGGAAGGCCCCCAAGUCCAGCUUCCCCGACAAAGAUGCCUUCGGCUGCCACAGCAUCUUCCGCAAAACUUCAGACUCCAACUGCGUGGCCUCCUCUUCCAUGGAAUUCAUCCCCGGCCCGCCCCCCAGGACCCCCAGGGUCGUCAAGAAGCCGGAGCUCCCUCAGCAGGGCCCUGGGGGCCCUGGCAUCUCCCCCAAGGAGGACCCCCUGGUGCUGGAUAUGGUGCGCUCCUUCGAGUCGGUGGACCGCGAGGACCACUCCGACCCGCUAUCCCCGUCUCAUCACUAUCGGAUUCUAAGCUCGCCUGGGGGCUUGGCCCGCGGGAAUCCCGCUGAGCGGACGCUCUCCCCGGCCCUGCUGCCCGGAAGCCUGUCCCCUCUGCAAACUCCUUUGCAUCCCACCCUGGUCUCCUUUGCUCACGAAGAGAAGAGCAGCCCCCCGAAGGAGGAGGGCGUGUGCUCCCCAUCUCCGGCUCCCAGCAAUGGUGCCACACAGCCCCUGGGGAGCCCGAAUUGCGUCAAGAGCCGCGGCAGGUUCCCCAUGAUGGGCAUCGGACAGAUGUUGAGGAAGCGACAGCAGAGCCUGCAAACCCCCGCAGACCGGCCCCUGGAGGCCAGCAUGCCCCCCCUGCAGCCCCUGGCCCCCGUGAGCCUCUCCUUCGACAUGCCCGAUGGGGUCAAAGGCCAAUGCUAACCUGGGCCAGUGGCGGGAUUCUGGGUGUUUCUAAGGACGGCAGAGCUCUGCACAUCCGUCAGGGCAUGCAGAUUGAAAGGCCUCAUGGGAGCCUCCUUCAGGGUCUCACCUCCUGCCACGGAAUGUCCACACCGUGAACCGCUAAAACCCACACACCCGAAGCCCGCACACCCCAGGCUUGUGUAGGGACCCCGGAGACGCUGGGAUCUACGAGGAGGGGUGGUUACAGGUGCAGUUUCAGCCAUUCGGCCACCCACUGACCCUCUGCCCCCCUCUCCCGCCCACCCACUGACCCUCUGCCCCCCUCUCUCUGCUGGGCUGUGGGGGAAAACCCCACACCGGCCGCCGGGCUGCUCGGAUCACAGACUGUUGCGAAAUCUUUCCUCACUUCGUGAUCUUCUCAGCAGUCAGCCAGUCACCUGGGGACUGAAGGCGGCCUCGCUGAGUGGCUCAGCCGGGCCACUGCUCCCCUUCCUCUCACAGAGGUGAAUCCUUGCAGACCGUAAGAGCCGGGGAGCCUGCUGCCAGGCCUCCAGCACCUCUGAGGAAGAUGGGCAGCAGCCUCCGCCAGCAGCACCCCCCCUCUGAGCGGAAAAGGGCAGCUGGGCAAAGACUGAUCCAAACAGUGGGUCCCCCAGUGAAAGGAAAGGGCCGAAGGGGACAUGCAUCUACCAUCUUCUUUUUGUGGUUGAAACUUGCUAAUGGUUCAAUUCUCUUUUCCAAAGAUGGUUUUUCUUUAGGUGAUGUCAAAUUGAAGUUACGUAAUUAAAAAACAACCCAGAUGGAGACAUGAGAAGCAAUUCUACCAAAUUCAUGUUUUCAUGCGCGGAUAAGCGUGGCAAGCAUAAAAGCCCUCCCACUUGAUGUUUUCGGUGGCCGGUGGCCUCCCGUGGCCUGCAGGAGGGCUUGAUCGCAGCUAGCCCUGUGUCCUUCCCGUCGCAUCAACACAGCCAGAUCCUUCUGGAAGGCAUAGGCCAUGGCUAUAGUUGGUUCUUCAGAAAGAGAACAUGUUGAGGUUGAAUUCGGAUGCAUUUGGAAGGCACUGUUACCUCCUUGCAGUGCAGUUUCCAAGCUGCCGAGAAAACAAGGGUGGCUUAGAGCUGACCUGGUUCCCUGUGCGCUGCGAGCAGGCUUGUCCAGUGAGGGUCAUGUUCAGAAACACAGUGCUGCGUCCCCUCGGGGCAAAGCAGCCUUCCUCGAACACGCCUGGAGUCCACGUCUGGUUUUCAUACCUUUUGCCAAGGAGCGAACCAAAGAUGUGUCUCCGGUUCCGUGUCCACGCCGUCCCCGUGUGCGCAUUCUGUGGAUCCCAGUGUUGUCUGGCCGUGUCUAGCAGGAGCCCACUGGGACCUGUCUCCUCUCGGGGACCCUGGGCCCUGGCACGUGGUGGCGACCACUCAGUCAUGACCAAAACUGGAGAAAGAAGAAUCCGGGCCAGGCUGGACAGCGGUUAGCUCAGAAGACAGGUUACGCAGUGGCUCGGGGUCCUCAGCCGUUGACUGGCCCAGGCGUGAGCAGACCUGCUGCUGUGGUCACCCCAAAGGCUGGCCCCCUGUUUCGGAAACGAGCCGGGGCCCUUGAGAACUACAAAGCCUGCUUUUGUUUCCCCUGGCAGCCAGCCCACGCCAGGGAGCCCUGGGGUGCUCCUUCAUCUCUUCUCUUUUAGCAGCGGUGACCCCCUUCUGUCCCUCACAUGUCUGGCUGAGCAAGGAAAAGAGCGGAUACCUGGCCGAUCCUGGACACCACUGAGGGGCCCGGGCUCAGCUCACUUCGUGCGACCUGGAGCUGCUGUGUCCCACCUCGCUGGGGUCAUCCCGACUCCAGGGCUCCUUAGGAAGGAGUCAGGCUCCUGGCUGUUGGCGUUACUCCUCUGUAUGGCUCCAGACCAGGUUCCAGAACUUUCCAUUGAAAAUGGAGCUUUUGAAGCAGAGAGAAGAGAAGCAUCUGAGACCUCUCUCCACUUGACACGAAGCGUGUCUGUUUUUUGAUCGGCGAAGGGACCCUUUUUGAACAUCGUUGCUGGCUGCGUCGUGCUCUGCCAAUUCGCGGGCUGUGUCCCUGUGCCUUGUGAACUUCUGUCCCUCUAUGUCUCUUCCAUGUAUUGUACUUUCCUUGAGAACGUGAGUGUUUUUCCGUGUCGCUGUUAAGCUCAUUGGGACAUGCUUUCUGCUCCUCAGUUCAGGGACAGCUGCAGACUGUUGCACAACUCACGGACCGUGUCCCCAUUGGUAGCUUGAACUGUGAACUCAGGUUUAUUCCAGAUCCAGCGAGAGGUGAGAGUGAGGAAGGGGGGAGGGAUCAACUGUAUUUUUUUGUAUGUGAGCACCUGACAAAUCUAUGAAAGCGGAAAUGUUAAAUUCUUUAUUAUUUUAUUAUAUUUAUACGGGAAACUUGACUGUCCCUUUGGUAAGUACAAAGUAUGUCGUCCUUUUGACCCAUGACUGUCUCUCAUUAGUCUGUGCCCAUGACCUUGGUCAGCUUGUAGUUACUGACCUCGAUCAGCUUGUAGUUACUGACCUCGGUCAGCUUGUAGUUACUGAUGGAAAUGACUGAACUGUCACCGUGUGAAGUCCAGGAGGAAAAGUCCGCUUUAAUUGUACGAUUUGGUCACAAGUAAGGACUGUAUUUAUGUCACCAUUAUUAAGUAUAUGUACUUUUAUAAUGACUGUGAAAUACACUUUUCCCUCACUA
Hyaena hyaena (striped hyena) is the source of this 4839-nucleotide messenger RNA. RefSeq names its product hormonally up-regulated Neu-associated kinase (gene HUNK). NCBI's taxonomy places the organism in Eukaryota, Metazoa, Chordata, Mammalia, Carnivora, Hyaenidae. Gene Ontology annotation, cellular component: cytoplasm. Gene Ontology annotation, molecular function: protein serine/threonine kinase activity; ATP binding. Gene Ontology annotation, biological process: protein phosphorylation; intracellular signal transduction. The transcript has 11 exons. The coding region runs from base 1 to 2148 and encodes 715 amino acids. The record is from RefSeq and is a predicted model, not a curated record.